AUGGCCGACGAGAAACCCCAAUGUGGCAGUGGCGCAGAUGCUGCCGAGUAUGACUUUCCCCUGCACGUGGGAGCAGUGUUCAUCGUGCUCAUUGCUAGUAUCUUCGGUGCUGGUUUCCCAGUUGUAGCCAAGAAAGUGAAGUGGAUGAAGAUCCCACCGAAGAUCUUCUUCUUCUGCAAGCAUUUCGGUACUGGUGUUUUGAUAGCGACAGCCUUUGUUCAUCUUCUACCUACGGCCUUUGCAUCCCUCAACCACCCAUGCCUGCCAGACCUUUUCAUUGAGGAUUACCCAGCUUUGCCCGGUGUGAUUAUGAUGGGUGCUCUUUUCGUCUUGUUCGUUGUGGAGAUGUGGCUCAAUGCUAAGACCGGUGGACACAGCCAUGGCAGUGCCGACGGCCACGAAUUCAACGGCCAAGCAGCAGCACCCGGAAUCCAGGACGCCUUCAAUAACCCAAUUCGACGCGUCGACAGCUAUGACUCGCAGAAGACAAUGGUGCGUGAGGAGAAGAAAGGAUGGGUUGAACAGUCCUAUCCUGUCGACAACUUCCCUUUCCCCAGCCAACAAGAUGAUCUGGAGCCAAAGUCCGAGAUGCCCCCUUGGUUCAUUGUAUUCUACGAACAGUACAUCCGCCAACGCGACGAGAUGUUGGCCACAAUCAACCGUGCUGUGCCUGCCGUCCCGGGUUUCUCGCAACAGCAGCAGUCUCAACAGAAUGUGAACCAACAAACAUCGUACUUCGAAGAUGAUGUGGAGAACCAAGUCGUGGACCCCAUUGCUUUAAAGAGGCAGUCAAUGCAGAUUACCUUGAUCGAGGGUGGAAUUCUCUUCCAUUCCGUCUUUGUCGGCAUGACCAUCUCUAUCACUUCCGAGGGCUUCAUCAUCCUCUUGAUUGCCAUUGUCUUCCACCAAAUGUUCGAGGGUCUCGGUCUGGGCUCGCGUAUCGCUGCCGUUCCCUACCCUAACGGUAGCUGGAAGCCAUGGGCGCUCGUUGUUGCUUUUGGCACCACUGCCCCCAUUGGACAGGCUAUCGGUCUUGCUUCUCGCGGAAGCUACGACCCAGAGAGCGCUUUUGGUCUGAUCAUUGUCGGAGUAUUCAAUGCCAUAUCCUCUGGUCUUUUGAUCUACGCCGCCCUCGUCGAUCUACUUGCUGAGGAUUUCCUUUCCGAAGAGGCCAACCACACCCUGACAGGUCGCGACAAGACUAGGGCAUUCAUCUACGUGCUCCUGGGUGCUGCUGGUAUGUCGAUCGUCGGUGCUUUCGCUUAAAGUGCCUUAGUUUGCUUUUUGCCUGCUCUUCCAAAGACGAAUCAACGUUUCUAGGUUGCCUUGCUAUGCUAUGCUACGAUGAUGCAAUACACGUUACAGCCUUCGA
Molecule: messenger RNA, 1372 nt
Organism: Aaosphaeria arxii CBS 175.79
Lineage: Eukaryota; Fungi; Ascomycota; Dothideomycetes; Pleosporales
Product: Zinc/iron permease
Exons: 3
Coding region: 1-1266 (421 amino acids)
Biological process (GO): zinc ion transmembrane transport
Cellular component (GO): plasma membrane
Molecular function (GO): zinc ion transmembrane transporter activity
Source: RefSeq, a predicted model, not a curated record